This is a messenger RNA of Momordica charantia (bitter melon), 1371 nucleotides long. RefSeq names its product (S)-coclaurine N-methyltransferase. Lineage: Eukaryota; Viridiplantae; Streptophyta; Magnoliopsida; Cucurbitales; Cucurbitaceae. The record is from RefSeq and is a predicted model, not a curated record.
CACGUGUACCAACCGCAAGUCGGCAUCAAGAAAAUAACAUAUAGAAACGUUACCAUAUAUCUGACAGUGAUAACAAGUCGAAUAUUUGAUCGCCCUUGCACAGAGCAGAGCAAAUCGACUGAGCAAGAAAGUAGACGAUGGCGAUGGCAGAGAUAAAGCAGAUGCUGUACAACGCCGCCGUGCGUCUCGCCUUGGCUUCACUGGACCGAAAUUUGUUGCCGGACGCCGUCAUCAGAAUCUUCACUCGCCUCUUACUCGCCGCUCGUCUUCGCUCCGGUUACAAGCCUUCCUCCCAACUCCAACUCUCCGAUUUGCUCCGAUUUCUUCAUUCUUUGAGGGAAAUGCCCAUAGCUAUUGAGACUGAUCAGCCAAAAGCCCAGCAUUACGAACUACCGACCUCCUUCUUCGAGUUGGUUUUGGGAAAGAAUCUCAAGUACAGUUGUUGCUAUUUCAAUGACAAGUCAAGUUCCUUGGAGGACGCUGAGGAGGCAAUGCUACAAAUGUACUGUGAAAGGUCACAACUGAAGGAUGGUCACACUGUUCUUGAUGUUGGAUGUGGCUGGGGCUCGCUCUCAUUGUACAUUGCCCAGAACUAUAAGAAUUGCAGGGUAACCGGAAUUUGCAAUUCAACCACGCAGAAAGAUUACAUUGAGGAGCAGUGCUGGGAUCUAGAAUUGCAUAAUGUCAACAUUGUAGUGGCAGAUAUCAACACCUUUGAAAUGGAAGCUGAAUAUGACAGAAUAUUUUCCAUUGGAAUGUUUGAGCAUAUGAAGAACUACAAGAAUCUUCUAAACAAGAUAUCGGGAUGGAUGAAACAAGAUAGUCUCCUCUUUGUUCAUUAUUUUUGCCAUAAAGUUUUUGCCUAUCACUUUGAGGGCAUAAAUGAGGAUAAUUGGAUUACUAGAUACUUCUUCGCAUAUGGUACAAUGCCUUCUGCAAAUCUACUUCUCUAUUUCCAGGAUGAUGUGUCAAUUAUCAACCAUUGGCUUUUGAAUGGCAAACACUAUGCUAAGACAAGCGAAGAGUGGCUGAAAAGAAUGGACAAGAAUAUAGGUUCAAUAAAACCAAUAAUGGAAACUACUUAUGGGAAGGAUUCAGCUUUAAAGUGGACUGUUUACUGGAGAACAUUCUUUAUUGCAGUAGCUGAAUUAUUUGGCUACAAUGAUGGGGAAGAAUGGAUGGCCAGCGAUUUCCUUUUCAAGAAAAAAAUGAAGUAAUAAGCAAAGUUCCGUCCAAUCAACAAUGCAGCAUAGCAAUGGGUUUAAGGUGCAGAAUUGAACAAAAAUCCAUCAAAAAACAAUGAACCCACUACUAUAAAUGGAACACAUAAAUCUGAAUACCAUAAAUGAUUAUUUAUAGGUAAAAAGGAGA